CACAUGCAACGCCAGAAAUGUAAAUAGCUUUGUUGAAUAUUACACACGAAACCAUAGCCUUGUUCCCAGUGAAGGGUCUGUUGACACUAUAAGCUAUUCAGUGCCUAGCCGAGUUGGACAAAGAGGUCGUGAAAUUGUGUCAACCAUGAGUAGUAAAGAUCCAAAUCAUAUUAAGAGACCCAUGAACGCGUUUAUGGUUUGGUCGAAAGAGAGAAGAAGAAAAAUGGCUCAGGAGAAUCCUAAAAUGCAUAAUUCUGAAAUCAGCAAAAUUUUGGGAGUCCGGUGGAAAGCUAUGGGGGACGACGAUAAAGCGCCAUUUAUCGAGGAGGCAAAACGUUUACAACAGGAACAUAGCCAAAAACAUCCCGAUUACAAGUACAAGCCCAGGAGGCGAAAACAGAAGCAGUUGAUGAAGAAACCAACGUAUUCCUUUCCGUACACGGGUGCAGAAAACGCUGUUCACCCUUCCACAAUGAAGCUUUCAGCGUACCCGCCUACGAUGGCGCCAGAAUCUAUGCACUAUCCGCAGUAUUUUCAAAUGCCUCCUCAACAUGCCUCGUACUCGAUGUAUGAUAUGGCUGCCGUACACGCUCAAAGGCAAACGCACGCUUUUCCAACGCCACCCAGCCAUGCUAACAGUGUUCAUACAGAACUUUCUUACCAAGGACGUCCGGGCGAAAUGUUGGUAUCUCCAACCGCGGGACCGCACGGUCAUGUUAGCCAUCUUUAUAGCAGUGCCAUGGAGCCAGGUCCAACGACGAGCGCCGUUUCUGCUUUUAGCACGGCCGCACAGAAUCUUCACGUUCAACAAGUGACAGAUACAGGCUCUCCUUACCCGCAAAUAUACACUCAACGGCAUGUAUAGCUUUGACUGCUUUGUGUAUUUAACGGUGCAAAGACAGCUUAUCUUUCCAAUUUAUGUGUCACAAAGAAUUUCUACUCAACACUUGACAUUCAAUUAUUAGCUGAGUUUAUAUUUACUUUUUUUGUGAAAAACCAUUGUAAACACUAUGACUCUAUAGGAUUAUAAAGAUAUGCUUUUGAUCAAUCCGUGAUCUCUUAGCUUAGUUUAGUUUCGGGCGCGAAUCUUCAUGGAGUUUAUUGAUUAGUGAAAACCACAGGCACAGAAAAAGAUAACAAAUUGAAUAAAAUCUCUGACCGCUCCAAUUCAAUUUGGGCAGAAAAUUAUUUUGAUCACUUAUUUUCUUAUCUAAAUGAUUUGCUGUUUGCACACUUCUAGCAGCUAAACGGCAUUAAUCGAGAGAGUAGUUCUUUGUUUGAUUUAUUUAUUCAAGGAUUUCGCACUUCACGCCGUCAAGAUGGCGGAUAAAUGUUGCCGCCGUUUUUCGUUGUCGAAUAGGUUUCUAAUACACUUAUCAUUUUUUAUUGCCCGUAUUUUGUACGCGGCGGUUAAUCGUGCAAGAGUGAAAAUUGGAUUUUGUUUAUGACCAUACACACAAAACACUCUCGACUGUUAUCGCACUAAUAAAGUAUGAAUAUUCUGUUAAACUUUCUGCGUCAAUUGUUUGCGAAAGAUUUAAUGUUAGUUACCCG
This is a messenger RNA of Porites evermanni, 1554 nucleotides long. Lineage: Eukaryota; Metazoa; Cnidaria; Anthozoa; Scleractinia; Poritidae. The record is from the annotation of a GenBank genome assembly.